AUGACACCAGCAGCUUGUGGUGCAGUCAUGCCUGUUGCAUAUGAUGACUUUGUCUCUGCUGGAUCUCUUGCCGCAGCUAGAGAGAAAGGACUUUUGAGAUCAGAGGGUAAAGAGUAUAUUGUUAAAGAAGGAGAUUUGAUGCUUUUCCACUUCAACGUAUAA
Arabis nemorensis is the source of this 162-nucleotide messenger RNA. The record is from the annotation of a GenBank genome assembly. NCBI's taxonomy places the organism in Eukaryota, Viridiplantae, Streptophyta, Magnoliopsida, Brassicales, Brassicaceae.